Trematosphaeria pertusa is the source of this 1824-nucleotide messenger RNA. Its product is annotated as PAP1-domain-containing protein. Lineage: Eukaryota; Fungi; Ascomycota; Dothideomycetes; Pleosporales; Trematosphaeriaceae. The coding region runs from base 1 to 1824 and encodes 607 amino acids. The transcript has 3 exons. Gene Ontology annotation, molecular function: transcription cis-regulatory region binding; DNA-binding transcription activator activity, RNA polymerase II-specific. Gene Ontology annotation, cellular component: RNA polymerase II transcription regulator complex. The record is from RefSeq and is a predicted model, not a curated record.
AUGGCUGGAACGUCGACGAACGACUUCCAGAAUGGAGCGCCAUUCUACCUCGACCCCAAUCAGCAGGAUCUACUCCUGGCUGCUCUCGCUUCGAACAACCAGAACCCUAAUGAUCUCUUCUCAUCGGGGAUAGACAGCAAGCGGCCGAUGAAUGGCUCGCAGUUCCAGUUUCCUGUCGAUAACCUCGAUCCGACCUUCUUCGCCUCUCCGCAGCAAGGCACCCCAGCAUCUGCGUUCAACAACGUUGGCAUAGACGAGAGCCCUUAUGCCGACUACCUCGACGGUGAUGGGAGCUUCGACUUCGAUAAUGCGGAUAGCGGCGAUCUCAUGAUCGGCGCGCUCCCUGGGGACAACGCUUCCAACGAGACUUCUGAGAAGCGCAAGAGCCCUGGCGAUGAUGAUACCGAAGAGGCUGAAGGUGGAAACAAGCGGAGAGAGGGGGAAGAUAAGCAAGCAAAGAAGCCUGGCAGAAAGCCGCUGACCUCAGAGCCCACGACCAAACGGAAAGCUCAGAACCGUGCCGCGCAACGGGCGUUUAGAGAGCGGAAGGAGAAGCAUCUCAAGGACCUCGAGACCAAGGUGGCCGAGCUUGAGAAAGCCUCUGACGCAGCAAACCACGAGAACGGACUUCUCCGUGCUCAGGUCCAACGACUGCAGAUGGAGCUACGUGAGUACCGGAAACGCCUUUCUCUGAACAGCACUGGUAGCAUGAAUCGCUCCCCUCCGAUGGUUGGAGGCUUCAGCUCGCUUUUAAGCAACAACGGAUCAAAGACGAGUAGUUUCCAAUUUGAAUUCCCACGCUUUGGUGGACUUCCCGGCGCCCACAUCCUUGACAGCGGACCGCUGUCUAAGAACAAGACUUCAUCAAUAUCGUCGACGGUGCCUGCACGGCAGAACAGCAGCGGCAGGAGUCUCAGCCCGAGGAGUCAAGCCAACGGCUCAAUGGCCAAUUCUCCGGAAAAGAGUGGCGCCAGCCCUGCAGCCAACGCAGCACAGCGUUCUGGCAGCGUGAAUGGUUUCUUCAAUCUCAAUAACACCAGUAACACCGACACGUCCACCACACAAUCGCGUGUGUUCCAGUUCAACAGUGGCUCGUCUUCGCACUCUGACUCGCCCUCCGCUUCGUCGAAUUCGGUGGGUGGGCAGAACUCGUCGUGCGAUACGUCGCCCGAACCGAGCCAUAACUCCCCGAAGAAUAUGGAUACUAUCGCGGAUGGCUAUGUGUGUCAUGGAAAUUCGGAAGGUGAGAUUACCUUCUGCGAAAAGCUUAAUAUGGCCUGCGGGAACCCUCGCAACCCUAUCCCCCGCGCCAAGUCACACUCUGACGCGAAACCGUCUCCUGCAGCUCCCGCGAAAACUCCGAAUCCCGACUUGAACGGCAUCGACUUCUUCGCCAACCAGAACGGGGGCCAGUUCGAUCCGACCCUCUUUGGCGAUUACCGCGAGUCACAAAAUGCGAUCGUCGGCGAUGGCGACUUCACCAACGGCUUCUUCAACGAUGCCUUCCCGGUCGGCGACUAUGGAAGUCCGUUCCACUUCGGUGAUACGCCAGCAGUGCAGAAGCCGAAUCCCUUGGAAGAGAUCGAGCGUCUACAGGACGGGGACGACGAAGUUGUUCCGGGCGAGGACACGACGCAGAUGCUCAACUGCCAUAAGAUAUGGGACAAGCUGUCGAGUCGGCCUGACUUCAAGGAUGGCACCAUCGAUAUCGACAACCUCUGCUCGGAGCUCCGUGCGAAGGCUCGCUGUUCCGAGAGCGGAGUCGUGGUGGACCACAAGGACGUCGAGGCGGCGCUUAAACGCCUGCCGAAGGACCAGAUGUAA